This is a messenger RNA of Selaginella moellendorffii, 939 nucleotides long. RefSeq names its product mitogen-activated protein kinase 4-like. The transcript has a single exon. NCBI's taxonomy places the organism in Eukaryota, Viridiplantae, Streptophyta, Lycopodiopsida, Selaginellales, Selaginellaceae. The record is from RefSeq and is a predicted model, not a curated record. Bases 1 to 939 code for a protein of 312 amino acids. Gene Ontology annotation, molecular function: protein serine/threonine kinase activity; ATP binding. Gene Ontology annotation, biological process: protein phosphorylation; mitotic DNA damage checkpoint signaling. Gene Ontology annotation, cellular component: nucleus; cytoplasm.
AUGUCAGUGCUUGACGCGUAUAGCUUCCGCGAGGAGAGAGUGCCAAGGUAUGGCUAUGGCGGCAUCGAUCGCGGCAUACCAAGGGUGGGCUACAAUGGUAGCAACGAGAAGGUGGUCAUCAAAUCGAUGAACCAAGAUCCCAGGGUCUUCGACAUGGAUCGCAUCGAGGAAGAGUUUGAUCUCAUGAUAGAGUGCGAGCACAAGAACGUCCUCAAGGCUCUCGACGUGGGCACCGACGAGCACUACUACACUUACAUGGUUUUGGAGUAUAUCGACUGUGAUCUCAUGGACUUCUUCGGCCAGGACAAGGUAUACUACAGCAUCUCCAAGGCGGACAAGAUCCGGGAGAUCCUGCGCCAGAUUCUUUUAGGGCUUGCAUGCAUGCACGGACGUGGGGUGGCGCACCAGAACGUCGGCUACUACAGCCUGCUGGUCAAGCGCAAUUACGACGAGUUUGUGGUCAAACUGACGGAUUUCAGCUGUGCGAGGAGGAUUACGACGCCGGCGAACCCGGAGAUUGCGGGAUCACCGGAAUACAAUGCUCCGGAAGUUCUUCGCAUGGAAGCCGAGAGGAUGGGAACUACGGCUGAUAUUUGGAGUGCCGGUGUUGUUUUUUUGCAGAUGCUAAUGGGAUACAACCCUUUUUACCCUGGGAUUAGUCAUCAGAAAGAGAGAGAAAAGGUGGUGGACGAGAUUCAUAGAUUUCUUGACGAAGAUAUGUUUAAGUUGAUUGAGGACAAGGCUGCAGUGGAAUUGUUGAAAGGUAUGCUAGCUUGGGAUCCAGAGAAGAGAUUUACUGCCGAAGAAGCGUUGGAUUCACCAUACUUAGCGGUACAAACACCACCGGUUAUUAGAGAAAACAAGGUCGUGGUGAAAGUAGAAGAUCGCCCCUCUACAGGUUUUUGGACAGAGGUUGCCAAGAUCUUCUCGCUGGCUUGA